UAACAUGGCUGGGAAACAUAUGUUUGUUUUAUGUGAACUACUGCUUUUCAUUUUAAUCCAGAGGACUGUGUCUGUUAACGAGGAAGAGCUCCAUGCCAGUUAUUGGAACAACAAAGGGAAGCAAGCGCUUCACACUGCCCUCAACAUUCAGCCUAAUCUCCACCAAGCCAAGAACAUCAUCCUCUUCUUGGGAGACGGUAUGGGAGUAACAACAGUAACUGCUGCUCGCAUUCUCAAAGGCCAAAUGGCAGGGAAGUUUGGUGAAGAGACUAGUCUGGUCAUGGAUACCUUCCCUCACCUGGCAUUGUCCAAGACAUACAAUGUUGACAAACAAAUGCCAGACAGUGCUGGCACAGCCACUGCAUACCUAUGUGGUGUGAAGGCUAACUAUGGCACCCUGGGAGUCACUGCCGCAACCCCAAGAUACAAUUGCAGUGCCACCUACGGAAAUGAAGUCAAAUCUGUGCUGUAUCGGGCCAAGAAAGCAGGAAAAUCAGUUGGGAUUGUGACUACAACCCGAGUGCAGCAUGCAUCUCCAGGUGCAAACUAUGCUCAUACUGCCAACCGAGGUUGGUACGCGGAUUCGGAUCUCAGCCCUGAGGCCGUCACAAAUGGCUGUCGCGAUAUCGCAUACCAGCUUGUUCACAACGUUGAGAUAGAUGUCAUACUUGGGGGCGGCCGAGUUUACAUGUUUCCCAAAAACAUGCAAGACCCAGAAUAUCCCAAAAUUAAAGGAGAUCGAAUUGACGGACAAAACCUUAUUGUUGAGUGGCUAAAGACGAAAAAGAAAGCGAAAUAUGUUUGGAACAAAAAGGAAUUUGAUAAUGUCAAUCCUGUGAAUACAGACUUCCUGAUGGGUCUUUUUGAGCCCAAGGACUGUCGCUAUGAGAUGGAGCGCAAUCCGUUAACAGAUCCAUCUUUAACUGAGAUGAUGGAGAAAGCCAUUAAGAUUCUUAGCAAAAACCCAAAAGGAUAUUUCCUUUUCGUGGAAGGGGGAAGAAUAGACCAUGGACACCACGCCGGGAGGGCCAAAAGAGCUCUCACGGAGGCUAUUGAGUUCGAUCGAGCCAUCGGGCGAGCAGCCGAACUCACAAACGAGCUGGACACCCUGUCAAUAGUCACUGCAGACCACUCACAUGUCUUCUCCUUUGGAGGACAUUCACCCAGGGGAAAUCCCGUUUUCGGGAUUUCUAACGAGAUUGCUGAUGACGACAAGCACUUUACUAUUGCUGGAUAUGCAAACGGUCCAGGAUACCAGUUUUCCAACGGAACUCGCCCAGAUGUAAACGAGACAAUUUCAAUGGAUGAUGGAUACAGACAACAGGCGACAGUCCCUCUUGAUUCAGAGACCCACAGCAUCGAGGAUGUAGCCAUCUAUGCCAAAGGUCCAAUGUCACACCUUUUCCAUGGGGUCCACGAACAGAACUACAUUGCCCAUGUGAUGGCAUACGCUGCUUGUCUGCCACCUUACGAGAACUGCAGCCUUACUCCUCCCAACUAUGCUGGAUCUUCCUACCCCAACCUGCUGCUCCUCCUUAUUGGCCUGAUCGUUUUCUCUGUCUUCUCAUUGUAAUUGUGACUGACAUUACCUGUUAUUCUAAUAAUGUUAUCGAAAAACGGCUCUCUAUCGUGGUAAAAGCCGCUACAGAUGCCAUUUCAAGUAAUGUUGUAUUUAUUGACAGUUUAUUGAUCGUGUGUUGUGCCAUUUAACAUUGAUGUCAAUGUGGCCUGAAGCCAUUGCUUUUAGUAGACUUUUUUUUCAUCUGAAAGAAUUGUAAUUAUGUUUCUGCACAUUUUGAGUAACCUGCUAUAUCGUGUUCUAUAACGCAGGGGUCUCAUCUCAAUUUACCUUGGGGACGCUGGAGGCAGAAUAAGCCUGGGCAACAGA
Molecule: messenger RNA, 1888 nt
Organism: Syngnathoides biaculeatus (alligator pipefish)
Lineage: Eukaryota; Metazoa; Chordata; Actinopteri; Syngnathiformes; Syngnathidae
Product: alkaline phosphatase-like
Exons: 11
Coding region: 5-1573 (522 amino acids)
Biological process (GO): dephosphorylation
Cellular component (GO): plasma membrane
Molecular function (GO): alkaline phosphatase activity
Source: RefSeq, a predicted model, not a curated record